Amphiprion ocellaris (clown anemonefish) is the source of this 2503-nucleotide messenger RNA. Its product is annotated as serum paraoxonase/arylesterase 2-like. Gene Ontology annotation, molecular function: arylesterase activity. The record is from RefSeq and is a predicted model, not a curated record. The transcript has 10 exons. The coding region runs from base 85 to 1155 and encodes 356 amino acids. Lineage: Eukaryota; Metazoa; Chordata; Actinopteri; Pomacentridae.
GUGGCGCCUGCAGAGGCACGCCUUCGCCCGCAGUGCAGCGAAGCUUUUAAGCUGUUUGUAAAACUUUCCUGUUGUGAAUUCAACAUGGGAAAACUGGGAUUUAUGUCGAUUAUGGUGGCCGUGUUGGCGGUGCUGUUUGGAGAGAGAGUUUACAACUUAAGAAAAAGAUUCCUGGCUACAAGAGAGCCAGCGAAGAAUCACCUCCCCAACUGUGUGCUGCUCAAAAAUCUGGAACAUGGCACUGAAGAUAUCACGAUCCUUGGAGAUGGGCUCGCCUUUAUCAGCACUGGUCUGAAGUAUCCUGGAAUCCCAUCCUCAGAUGAACCUGGAAAGAUCUUUGUCCUUGAUCUAAAAGAUUCCCGGAUGAAACCAAUGGAGCUGCGUAUGCCGAGAAACUUCGACCUAGAAACGUUCAACCCUCAUGGUAUCAGCCUCUACACUGAUCCAAAUGAUGAUGCCGUCUACCUGUUUGUUGUCAACCAUCCUCAUCAUAAAAGCCAAAUUGAGGUGUUCAAAUUUGUCGAGGAAGAACUCUCCCUUGUGCAUCUGAAAACCAUAAAACACGAGCUUCUCCACAGUGUAAACGAUAUUGUCGCAGUGGGAGUUGACAGCUUCUACACCACCAAUGAUCACUACUUUGAGAACCAAUUCCUUAAAAGUUAUGUUGAGAUGUUAUUGUGUCAGCCGUGGGGUAAUGUUGUGUACUACAGUCCCACGGAAGUCAAAGAGGUCUCUCAGGGUUACUACAUGGCAAAUGGAAUCAACAUGUCACCAGACAAACGGCACAUAUAUGUGGCAGAUGUGUUUGACCACAAUGUUCACGUGUUUGAGCGAAAAGAAGACAAUGCACUGACUCGCGUGAAGACUGUGGCUGUGGGUUCACUCGUUGACAACAUUGAAGUUGAUCCUGAAACUGGUGACCUUUGGGUGGGCUGCCACCCGAAUGCAUGGAAGCUCUUCUUUUUCGACCCCAAUGACCCCGCUGGAUCAGAGGUCAUCCGCAUCCAGAACAUCCUCUCUGAUAAGCCACAGGUGACUCAGGUGUAUGAAGACGAUGGCCACGUGCUCAUUGGUUCCUCUGUAGCAACCACCUAUGGUGGAAAGUUGCUCAUUGGCACUGUGUUCCAUAAAGCCUUGGUCUGUGAUCUGAAGUAGGUGAUGACUCUUUAGGUGAUGUGAGCAGUAAGCAGAGCAGUUCACCCUGAUGUGCUAGACUGGAUCUGAUAACAGAAACUAAAUAUGGGCAUGGCUAAAGAGAAACUGAAGGUAAAGAAAACAUCUGUCAGAGCUUUGGAGACUAAAACGUAUUUGAAAUUGAGGUGAUUUCACACACUGAAAUGAUUGAACUGUCCAGACACUUGAACCACAGUGAAAUACUUUAUUUCAAAAAUGGAAGAAAAAUCCAUAGAGUUGCCUUGCCUUGUAUCACAAAAAGGAUAUUUUUCACUGGUGAGCUGAAAAUGUGAAAUAUUCACGUGGGCAGUGUCUGUAACUGGGUACUUUUAUGUGUUUUUAAGCUAAAAUGGUGAAUAAUUUGACUAAAUAAAACAUAACAAAAAAAGAUUGAUGUUGCCAUUGAAGUUUAUUUUGUGGCUCUAUUUGAAAGUGGUUGAUGUGAACAUAAUAUGAUGUUUAAAUUGAAGUAUAAUCCAAUAUUAUAUUUCAUUUUUGCAUAACUGAAGUUACAAAGGUCUUAUAUUACUUUCCUGCUCACAAGAAUCUUGUCAAUCUCGCUUCAUAACAGGGCAUAGGGGACACUCAGAAAUGUCACCAAGUGGCUGGAAUUGUAUACAGCAACAUCAAGCAGAGAUUUGAUAUUCCCGAGUUUAACUGGGACUCAGCACCAACAGGGAUGGAAAACGGUAGUGCUAAGAUCCAGCUGGGCUUCAAAUCCAGCUGCUUUCUACCAAGCAGCUGCUGUCUAAGCAACCUGACAUAGUGGGUGUUGGUUAGGAGCAGAGGAGGUCAGUUGUAUCUUAGGAAGAAGGAGCCUGAGAAGAUCUAGAAGGACCAGAGACUGAAGGAGCAACUGGAGCAGAUGUGGAGGUUGAAGGCUGAAGGCUCUGACAGCUCCAGCAGAUUCCAGGCAUCACCUCAAUGUCCUCCUCACAGCCACUGGCUAACAUUGCUGGAUCACCCGUCAUCUCUGCCCCCAACACUCUGGCCACACAAGUCCCUGCAGCCACCGGGGCCCAGCCCUGAAGCCACUUCCUCACCUGUGUUUCUGUGUGCUCAUGGCCAUGUCCUGCCUAGCUCUCACUGCGGCCCAGGGCCAUGGCUCCCCCCCUUUUUAUGUUGAAUAUAACAAAGAAAGAAGAUUUAAAUUGCUUUUCACAUUCAGUUCUAUUUUGACACCUGGACUUGACAGAAAUGUAUUGUUGCACCUGUCAGGAUUAUUAGAAUUAAUUUGGGUGUGUUCUUUGACAAUGCCAUUGUCUAGAAAUUCUAAUAAGAUGUAGACAUGAAGAGAAUGGAUAAUAAAAUUUAUUUUGUAUGUUCCAAA